CAGCAGCAGCAGCAGCAGCCUGACGGAGGAGUGGAGGGACAGAGAGAGACACACCGCGGAGAGAAAAAAGGGAGGGGAUGAAAGGGCGAAGGGAGGCAAGUCGCUCACUUCUGUUGCCCAUAUGUUCAGGAGGCGUUUGAACGGGCUGCCCCCCCGCUGAAGCUCCCUGACUCAUGGGACAGUCAGACCCCAGCUAUCCCUUAAGAGACAAAACUGGAAGCACCGGCAAGAAGCCACGCGCAGCUCUACAACCAAGUCAGAGGAGUGGGGAGGAAGGAAAAAAAAAGAAGCAGAGAAGAGGAGAGGAGAGGGACGGGAGCCACAACAGUAGUAGGCUGGGCCACUUCGGGCGCUGCUCCGUGAUGACGUCGUACACCCAUGUGAUCCGCUCUCUCCAUUGACAGCGCAUGGAGGGCAGGAAAGAGACGAGUUUUAAAGCUGGUGUCUUUUGGGUUGUGUGAGGGCUCUGCUCGCCUCCCAAACAACCACAGAACCACAGACGUGCGGCUCGGGGUUGGUGUUUGAGGGCGACCCGGAGUGUAAAUGGUUAAUCGUCGCGGGCCAGAUCCAGUCACAGGGACGGCGCGUAGCGAGUAAGACGUGUCAAGGGUCACGGAAACCACAGAAGAACAAAAGUGGGGCUUACGGCGACCAGAGGCAGCCAUGGCAUCUAACAGCCUCUUCAGCACUGUAGCACCAUGUCAGCAGAACUUCUUUUGGGAUCCCAGCGCCAGCCGGAGGUUCAGCCCGCCGUCCAACAGCCUCCAGCCGCUCCCAGGGAAGAUGAACGAUGUGAGCUCGCCGGGAGCCGGGCAGCCUGACGCGGCGGUUCCCAGACUGCGCCCGCACGAGAACCGGAGCAUGGCCGAGAUCAUCGCGGACCACCCCGCAGAGCUCGUGCGCACGGACAGCCCCAACUUUCUGUGCUCCGUGCUGCCGUCCCACUGGCGCUGCAACAAGACUCUGCCUGUCGCCUUCAAGGUGGUGGCUCUGGGCGACAUACCCGAUGGCACGGUCGUCACAGUGAUGGCGGGGAAUGACGAGAACUACUCUGCGGAGCUGCGGAACGCGUCCGGUGUCAUGAAGAACCAGGUGGCCCGCUUCAACGACCUGCGAUUCGUGGGCCGCAGCGGCAGAGGGAAGAGCUUCACCCUGACCAUCACAGUAUUCACCAACCCUCCGCAGGUCGCCACGUACCAUCGCGCCAUUAAAGUCACCGUCGAUGGACCUCGAGAGCCCAGGAGGCAUCGUCAGAAGUUGGAAGACCCCCCCAAAGCCGGCCUGUUCUCGGACCGCCUGAGCGAGCUGGAGAGGAUGAGGGUGAGGGUGACCGUGCCCACCCAAGCGCCCAGACCCACCCUCAACACCGCCCCCAACUCCUUCACCCCGCAGGGACAAACGCAGAUCACAGAGUCCCCGUCCUCUCCUCCCUGGGCCUAUGAUCAGACCUACCCGUCCUACCUGAGUCCCAUGGCGUCCCCCUCGGUUCACUCCACCGCCCCCCUCUCCUCCAGCCGCGCCACGGGCUUGCCCAACAUCACUGACGGGCCCAGACGCUUGACAGGUUCCUCCGACUUGAGUCCGUUCUCGGGCCAGUUCGAGCGCCAAUUCCCGAGCCUCUCCACGCUCACGGACACGCGCUUCCCCAGUCCCAGGAUGCACUACCCGGCCGGCUUCACCUACACGCCCCCCGUCACCUCCCCCAUGUCUCUGGGCAGCGCUCACUACCACACCUACCUGCCCCCUCCGUACCCGGGCUCCACCCAAAACCAAAACGUCCCCUUCCACCAAACCAGCAGCACCCCGUAUCUCUACUACGGCACGUCAUCAAGCUCCUACCAGUUCCCCAUGGUGCCCGGAGGAGACCGCUCACCCUCCCGAAUGAUCCCGCCUUGCACCAGCGCGUCCACGGGCAGCACCCUGGUCAACCCCAACCUACCCAGCCAGACGGAGGGGGGCGUGGAGGGGGACGGUAGUCACAGCAACUCCCCAACCGUGCUCAACAACGGCGGGCGGAUGGACGAAGCGGUUUGGCGACCAUAUUGAAGAAAAAUAAAGGCAGCGUAAUUCCUUGUGAGGUUUGAAAGCACAACGUUUGAGAGGAGAAGGGGAUUUUUUUGUGUGUGCGCAGAUCAGCUAAUACUAUCUCCGCCUUUAAAGUUGGAAGUGAAGGUUGAGAUUAAAAGAAAGAAAAACAUGAGACUUGUUAAGGCUUGUCUCCCUUAAAUGUGUUUUGACCAAAGCACUACAAAGGGAGGCGUCUGCAGCAAUAUUGACGAAGAUUCAAUGUCAUUUUAACUUUUGUAAGCCCGAGUGGAGGAGACUACAGCUCUCUUUUCAUAAUCCACAAAGCUGUUAUUUUUGUACAGUGUUUGAACUUUGCUGAGGCUUUUUGCUGGGCUGUGUUUUGUACUAUGACACUAUUAAGACAAGUGAAGCACUGAGGAGUGGAGCAGAGGUACUUUAAGUGGUAUGGACAAUGCUUUUUCUUUAAUUUAAGUUAACGUACUUUGUGGGUGAAACAUGGAUGUAGAUUGAGGCGAUUUUUUUUUUUCUUUGUUUUAACUUAUAAAGCCAUAAAUUAUGUAUUGUAUUUGAAACUUGAGUCGAAGAAGUGUAAUCUGAAUAUUUUUGAUGCAUCUAUAUGACUAAGUUAAAUGAAUUUUUUUGGUAAUUUAAAGAGUGAGAGGUUUAAUUUUGUAGCACCCAAAGAUAUAAAUGGUUUUGAAUAUGUAAUUUCCAAAGAGUAUUGCAACAUGUUUCUUCUGGAGUAACUUUCAGUUAAACUGCUCCUCGUAUUAAGAGCCCAGAUCCAUACUAGGCGUUGACACACAUUUGGCUUGGAAUGAAACCUUGGUAUUUAUUGAGCAAUAACUCGUAUUGUGCCUCUUGGCAACGCACCAUGAAAGAGCUUCAAUGGAGAAAGUAAUUAUGCGUUGGGGAAAUUCUGCUUCAUUUGUUGAGUUUGUUCCUGAUGAGCGUACAGAUACUUUCUGUAUUCUCUCAAACGCUGCAUUGGGGCUGUUGACACGAGGCCCAGAGGAGGUCCUGGCACUGCCACCAGAGGCAGACUUUGAUAUUUGUGAUAUUAUUCCUCAGGAUGGAUCCUCUCUCGACUGGAACUAACUGCCUGUCUGCGCCCACCGCAAGACGCCACGGAGCAGAGCUCGGAGCAUGUGCAGAAGACGCUUUCUAAAAGUGAGUCUUAGUGUGAGACACAUUGUGAGACACAUAGUGAGCUCAGUCUGUGAGACUGACGCAGAAUCUAAACUAUGACAUUCCUUUUAUUAUUUAUUUUUCUCUUCUGCAUUGACUUGUUUACCAAACUAGUUUGUAUCUUAUUUCUUGCUCUUGUCAUAAGUGAACACUUUGUGACACCACAAUGAGGGAAGUCUGAUGUACACCGUUUAAAAUGAAAGCUCAUCAUUUUAAAGAUGUCACAGUAACAGGACAAAGUGCAACGUGGAGGUGAUUGGAAGCAGCUGCUGGCAGCAAACUGGUGACUCCAGUGUGGAGCUCUGUGUAUGUUUGUUUAUGAAGCACUUACUCUGAUUCAGCUGCACUUACAGCGGGCUGCCAGCAGAGGGCAUCGGGCCCUCUCAGUGCACACACACACACACACACACACACACACACACACACCCACACCCUCAGUGCACACACACACACACUCAGUGCACACACACACGCACAGACGCACACACACACAUGUACAAUGGAGAACACUUGGCCAAACAACAUUUACAGUGAAGUUGAAUCUGAUCACUCUGGGCACUUGGUAUUCAUUUGAUUUUUUUUAAAACUUUAUACAAUUUGAUAUUCAGAGCAUGAAGGUAAUACAAUAACCCGAUUCUACAAAGCUGAGAAAAGCAGGGGCCAGUCCAAGGAUCAGGGAGAGGCUUUCAUUUUAGAUUUGCACGCAGACUGAGGCUCUGUGCUCCUGAUACAAGUGAACACGUUUCCCCAUCGGCCCAGACCAAAGGACAGGUUUGUCUGCGUCUCUGGUGUAACAGAAGACUCCAUAUAAAAGUCUAUUAGUUAAUUUAAUGUAAACAGCCCUCUGGUUACCAUGGCCACACGUUGGACUUAAUUGAAUCCCUUUUCCUCUUUAGACUGGACCAGGAAAUGGUCUUUUUAAAAGUGUUUACACAUCGACGCAGCACUGACAUCCAUUCUGUCCUCAUCUGUUUUUGUUUGUGUUGUGUUUUUUUUUUUUUCAUGAGGUUCGACUUUUUUCUUUCUUUCGAUUUCAGUCAACUUUAUAAUGUAUUAUUUAAUGACCACCAUGUAAAUUACGCAGGAGCAGACGUUUGCUUUCUCUAUGUAAAAUGUACUUAAGUCUGUUUAAGUCUGUAGUUUUGCUUUUUCUCUCAUGAACUUGUCAGGAAAACCCUCUGAUGGACUCUCCAUUACAAAUUGCUGGUAUCUCUCACAAACAUCUUUUUUAAGGGAUUAAUACCUGACAACAGUGAGUGAAAUUGGCAUUGUGAUUGUACAUUUGUUUAUUUUAUGAAUAAAAUAUGACUUUUGUAAA
This is a messenger RNA of Periophthalmus magnuspinnatus, 4534 nucleotides long. It is a transcript of the gene runx2b, whose product is annotated as RUNX family transcription factor 2b. NCBI's taxonomy places the organism in Eukaryota, Metazoa, Chordata, Actinopteri, Gobiiformes, Gobiidae. The transcript is spliced from 8 exons. The coding region runs from base 664 to 2046 and encodes 460 amino acids. Gene Ontology annotation, cellular component: nucleus. The record is from RefSeq and is a predicted model, not a curated record. Gene Ontology annotation, molecular function: DNA-binding transcription factor activity, RNA polymerase II-specific; RNA polymerase II cis-regulatory region sequence-specific DNA binding; ATP binding. Gene Ontology annotation, biological process: neuron differentiation; regulation of transcription by RNA polymerase II; regulation of cell differentiation.